Messenger RNA from Bipolaris maydis ATCC 48331, 3188 nucleotides. RefSeq names its product adaptin N terminal region-domain-containing protein. The record is from RefSeq and is a predicted model, not a curated record. Gene Ontology annotation, biological process: clathrin-dependent endocytosis; intracellular protein transport. Gene Ontology annotation, cellular component: AP-2 adaptor complex; membrane coat. Gene Ontology annotation, molecular function: clathrin-cargo adaptor activity. NCBI's taxonomy places the organism in Eukaryota, Fungi, Ascomycota, Dothideomycetes, Pleosporales, Pleosporaceae.
AUGGCGGCCUCGGUCACCUCCAAGAUGGCGGCGAGGGCUGGUGGAGGGCUGUUCAGUCGAGAUCAGACAGGCAACGUGCCUACCAUGCGAGGACUCGUGUCGUUUAUCGCUGACCUGAGAAAUGCUCGCGCCCGUGAGCUCGAGGAGAAGCGGAUCAACAAGGAAUUGGCAAACAUACGACAAAAGUUCAGAGAUGCCGGAUUGAACGGCUACCAGAAGAAGAAAUACGUCUGCAAGCUCUUGUACAUAUACAUUCUCGGUUGGAACGUCGAUUUCGGACAUCUCGAAGCAGUCAAUCUUGUCUCGGCGACCAAAUACUCGGAAAAACAGAUCGGUUAUCUCGCCGUCACCCUAUUCUUACACGAAGAACACGAACUCCUACACCUGGUUGUCAACAGUAUUAGGAAGGACCUGUUGGACCACAAUGAGCUCAACAACUGUCUGGCAUUGCACGCAAUUGCAAAUGUGGGUGGCAAGGAGCUGGGAGAGGCAUUGAGUGCGGAGGUUCACAGACUCCUCAUCUCACCGGCUUCCAAGGCAUUCGUGAAGAAGAAGGCCGCCCUCACGCUUCUGCGCCUUUACCGGAAACACCCUGCAAUCGUACAGCACGAAUGGGCCGAACGAAUAAUAUCACUCAUGGAUGACCCUGACAUGGGCGUUGCACUCUCUGUCACAUCACUAGUUACGGCACUCGUUCAAGACAACGCCGAACAAUACAAGGGAAGCUAUGUUAAGGCCGCGAACAGGCUCAAACGGAUAGUUGUCGACAAUGAGUGUGCCGAGGGCUACUUUUACUACAAGGUGCCUUGUCCCUGGAUUCUGGUCAAGCUGCUCAAGCUAUUGCAGUACUACCCACCUCCUGAGGAUUCGCAUAUUCGGUCACUCAUUCGUGAGUCGCUUCAGAAGAUCAUGGACUCGGCGCUCGAGAUGCCAAAGAAUGUGCAACAGAAUAAUGCACAAAACGCAGUCCUUUUCGAAGCAAUCAACCUUGUCAUUCACCUCGACACAGAGCAGGAUCUAAUGGUGCAGAUUUCACAGCGACUGGGCAAAUUCAUCGCCUCUAGAGAGACUAACGUGCGGUAUCUGGGGCUGGAGGCCAUGACGCAUUUGGCUGCUCGAUCAGAAAACCUCGAUCCCAUCAAGAAACACCAGACCAUCAUCAUCGGCUCAUUAAGAGACAGGGAUAUCAGCGUGCGGAGACAGGGUCUGGAUCUACUCUACAGCAUGUGUGACCCGACAAAUGCCCAAGCAAUCGUGAACGAACUCUUACGCUACCUUCAAUCCGCCGACUAUGCUAUACGAGAAGAGAUGGUACUUAAGAUUGCGAUUUUGACGGAGAAGUAUGCCACAGAUGUUCAGUGGUACGUUGACAUAUCGUUACGACUGAUUGCAAUGGCGGGAGACCACGUUAGUGACGAAGUGUGGCAACGUGUUAUCCAAAUUACCACCAACAACGAAGAGCUCCAGGUGUACGCCGCCCAGACUAUCCUACAGUACAUCAAGGCGGACUGUCACGAAACGUUGGUAAAGAUCGGAGGAUACUUGCUUGGAGAGUUUGGCCAUUUGAUUGCGGAUAACAAGGGAUGCAGUCCCAUCGAGCAAUUCAUGGCACUGAGCGCAAAGAUGCGAGGCUGCUCGUCAAGCACGAGAGCUAUACUUCUCUCGUGCUAUGUCAAGUAUGUCAACUUGUUCCCUGAGAUCAAGCCACAGCUUCUCCAAGCAUUCCGCGCCUACAGUCACUCGCUCGACUCGGAGCUUCAGCAAAGAGCAUGCGAAUACCUCACCCUUGCUACGAUGCCAACAGACAACCUAUUACGAACCGUAUGCGACGAGAUGCCUCCAUACCCGGAGCGAACAUCAGCCCUACUUUCACGACUACAUCAGAAGCACGCCACCACCAGCGACAAGCGGACAUGGGUCGUUGGUGGCAAGGACGCGAAUGCAGAUCUCAAAGAGUUCGGUCUUGCAAGGUCGAAUACAUCUGCCGGUGUCAAAAGAAGCCUCACAGAGCCCUUGUCGAAAGAAGCCAGGACUGGUGCAGCGAAUGGCUCAAACGGUGUUGCUACGAUUUCUAGCGACUUGGAGGGUCUCGACCUGAACAUUGACACGACCACGUCCAAGGCACCGAACCUUGCAAGCGCUGCCCACUUGAGUCCGGACUGGGAAAUUGGAUACAACCGCCUCCUUCUCCGGUCUGAAGGUGUGUUGUACGAAGACCAGCAAAUACAAGUAGGCCUACGAACCGAGUACAGAGGGCAACUGGGUGCUCUCAUCUUCUACUUUACGAACAAGUCUCAGUUCCCAAUGGGCUCGUUUACCACGACACUUGACAACAGAUCUUCGGAAACCCUGAAAACAGACAUCAAGGGUCUGCCCGAUACUACGAUCCCACCCGAGGGCCAGACCCAGCAAACAAUCAUGUUCGAAUGCAAGAAUGUCUUCGUCGACCCACCCACCAUCCGCAUAUCCUACCUUGCAGGCGCUCUACAAGCUCUUACCCUCCAACUUCCAGUACUCCUACACAAAUACAUGGAGGGUGCCGAACUCAGCUCAGAGGAUUUCUUCAAGCGCUGGAAGCAGAUUGGCGGUGCUCCCCGCGAAGCACAGAGUAUCUUUGGUCUUGUCAACAAGAACAGGACCAUGAACUCGGACUUUGUACAUAAGGUUGUCAAGGGCUUCAAGUGGGGUAUUGUCUCUGGUGUAGAUCCCAAUGUGAAAAACGUAGUUGGUGCUACAGUAUUGCAUUCAAGCGAGGGCAAGUUCGGAUGUCUGCUAAGACUGGAGCCGAACUUUGAGACUCAGAUGUACCGCAUCACUAUUCGUGCCACUGACGAGUCGGUACCGCCUGUCCUCGUAAAGGCUAUGGAGAGCCGGCUCGCGCAGGGCAUUGAAGGUCUAGCAUAGGCACCAGACCCGCUACGCUUCGUAAAUACGAUAUUCUUACGCCGUAACCCGUUCAAUCGAGGCACCUGUUUUGGACAACAACUCAGAGUGUUCAUAAAUUUAAUCAUAUUGGUGGAGACGUUGAAGAGCCUGCGAUAAUGGAGACUGUUUAGUGUAUGAAGUCGUGGGAGAAGACAAUGUUGGAAGUGAAGCGCAUACCCUUUAAGACACAUAGCAUGAGCAAGCACACAUUGAAGCGUUUGUUUUGCCAUUGGUAGUGGAAUUAUUAUUAUUUGCGCCAAUUA